AGCAGCUUCCAUGAACUGCUUGAUCCGUCUUUCGAUUACCUCACAACCCGUAUUCACACUCAAUUCCCUGACUCGACCUCCAGACCCAAAAAGCCUACGAGCUAAACAUCCAUUCAAAUCGAGAAUACAAAAUGUCGUCCAAGAGCUUCAAGAUCGUCGUUCUCCCCGGUGAUGGUAUCGGCCCGGAAGUCACCGGCGAAGCCGUCCGAGUGCUCCAGGCCAUCUCUGCCAAGACCGACCUCGAGCUCAACAUCGAAUCGCAUCACUUUGGAGGAGCCGGGAUUGACAACCACGGCGUUCCUCUUCCCGACUCUACUUUGGAUGCAUGCAAGAGCGCCGAUGCCGUAUUGCUCGGUGCCGUCGGAGGACCCAAGUGGGGUGUAGGACCCGUUCGACCGGAACAGGGUCUCUUGAAGCUCCGAAAGGAGCUCGGACUGUAUGCCAACAUCCGACCGGCCAACUUUAUCAGCGAGGGUCUUUUGGCUCACUCUCCCUUGAAGCCUGAGAUCGCCAAGGGGACCGACAUGAUCGUCGUCAGGGAGUUGAUCGGUGGAAUCUACUUUGGUGACCGAAAAGAGGCCGACGAGGAUGGUGUCGCUUGGGACCAGGCUACCUACUCUGUCCCUGAGAUCGAGCGAAUCACCCGGGUCGCCUGUCAGAUCGCCCUCUCUGCCGAACCUCCUCUCGCCGUACACUCGAUCGACAAGGCCAACGUCUUGGCCACCUCGCGACUCUGGCGAAAGACGGUGACCGAGUUGAUGGAGAAGGAGUACCCCCAGUUGAAGCUGGAUCACGUCUUGGUCGAUUCGGCCGCCAUGAUCAUGAUCGCGAACCCCAGGAAGCUGAACGGUGUCAUCCUGACCGAGAACCUGUUCGGAGACAUCCUUUCCGACGAGAGCUCCGUCAUCCCCGGAUCCCUCGGUCUCUUGCCUUCCUCCUCACUCGCCGGAGCACCCGACCCAAAAGCGACCGUCAUGGGUCUUUACGAGCCUAUUCACGGUUCCGCACCCGACAUUGCCGGCCAAUCGAUCGCCAACCCCAUCGGAACCAUCCUCUCGGCUGCCAUGAUGCUCCGUUACUCGCUCGGCAAGUCUGAGGAGGCCACCCUGAUCGAGAGCGCCGUCGCCAAGGUCCUGGACUCGAAAGCCCAGGGUGGGUUCGACUUUAGGACCAAGGACCUCGGGGGCGACAGGGGCACCAAGGAGGUCGGUGACAAGAUUGUCGAGGUCUUGGAGAAGCUCUUGGACGAGCGCAAGUAGACGCACCGAUAUGAUGGAAAAUAACGUAGAUCAAAAGGGAAUGUCAUAUAGUCUAGCAUACAACAUGCGAGAAAUCGUCGCGUAAACUGCCGGGACUGAGAAGACCCGCUUUGCAGCACGUGGCCCCAUGAAGCGUUGAGGGCGAAUUUCGAUCAGGUCGCAAUGACAUUUGCCAAUUUUGGCGUCAUCCUUGUGAAUGUCGGU
Filobasidium floriforme is the source of this 1463-nucleotide messenger RNA. Its product is annotated as putative 3-isopropylmalate dehydrogenase. Gene Ontology annotation, cellular component: cytosol. The transcript is spliced from 7 exons. Bases 132 to 1259 code for a protein of 375 amino acids. The record is from RefSeq and is a predicted model, not a curated record. NCBI's taxonomy places the organism in Eukaryota, Fungi, Basidiomycota, Tremellomycetes, Filobasidiales, Filobasidiaceae. Gene Ontology annotation, biological process: L-leucine biosynthetic process. Gene Ontology annotation, molecular function: 3-isopropylmalate dehydrogenase activity; NAD binding; magnesium ion binding.